AAUUAACUUCAGAAUUAACUUCAGAAUUAACUUCAGAAUUAACUUCAGAAUUUGGUACAUGCCCCAAAUGCUCAUCACCCCGAUUCUAUUAUAACUGGUGUCGUCAGUGUGAAUUUUACGCUUAUCAAUCACUCUAUCCUAAAUGGACAUGUCAACAUCAAGAAAUUGAUCUGGUUAUUAAGAGCAUUCAAGCGAAUGCUGCCUUUGAAAAUAAGGAUGAGGCGCAAGACACACAGAUGCCGAAAUGGGAACGGAGUGGGCCAAGAAAGGUUACGUUAAAAUCUUUAAUGGCAUCUCAAAAUGUUAAGUCUCCAUUUUUUGAAGAG
This is a messenger RNA of Racocetra persica, 326 nucleotides long. NCBI's taxonomy places the organism in Eukaryota, Fungi, Glomeromycota, Glomeromycetes, Diversisporales, Gigasporaceae. The record is from the annotation of a GenBank genome assembly.